Messenger RNA from Morus notabilis, 2869 nucleotides. RefSeq names its product ATPase 9, plasma membrane-type. Gene Ontology annotation, molecular function: ATP hydrolysis activity; ATP binding; P-type proton-exporting transporter activity. Gene Ontology annotation, cellular component: plasma membrane. The transcript has 13 exons. The record is from RefSeq and is a predicted model, not a curated record. Lineage: Eukaryota; Viridiplantae; Streptophyta; Magnoliopsida; Rosales; Moraceae. Gene Ontology annotation, biological process: proton export across plasma membrane; regulation of intracellular pH. The coding region runs from base 120 to 2861 and encodes 913 amino acids.
GGAUCCUUGAGUGGUUGUUUGAGCGCCCAUCAUCACCUUCUUACGGCUUUCUUCUUUCCUUACUUCAGAAAAGGCUUCUCGGAUUGAAGGAAAGCAAGCUUCUGAAAUUCUUGGGUUUUAUGUGGAAUCCUCUAUCAUGGGUCAUGGAGGCUGCUGCUAUCAUGGCAAUUGUAUUGGCAAAUGGAGGGGGCCAACCACCAGACUGGCAAGAUUUCAUUGGUAUAGUGAUAUUGCUUUUGAUCAACUCCACCAUAAGUUUCAUGGAAGAAAACAAUGCGGGCAAUGCUGCAGCAGCACUUAUGGCUGGUCUUGCUCCAAAAACCAAGGUUCUAAGAGAUGGAAAGUGGACUGAGCAAGAGGCUGCAAUCUUGGUACCAGGAGAUAUAAUCAGUAUUAAGUUGGGAGAUAUUGUCCCAGCAGAUGCUCGCCUGUUGGACGGAGAUGCCCUCAAGAUUGACCAGUCUGCCCUCACCGGCGAGUCUUUGCCGGUGACGAGGGGCCCCAGUGAUGAAGUCUUCUCUGGCUCCACUGUGAAGCAAGGUGAGAUUGAGGCAAUUGUGAUCGCCACUGGGGUCCAUACCUUCUUUGGUAAGGCUGCUCACCUCGUUGACAGCACAAACCAAGUUGGUCACUUCCAAAAGGUUUUGACUGCGAUUGGAAACUUUUGCAUAUGCUCAAUAGCGUUGGGAAUGGUAAUAGAGCUAGUGGUGAUGUACCCAAUUCAGAAGAGGAAGUACAGGGACGGCAUCAACAAUCUGUUGGUGCUUCUCAUCGGAGGGAUUCCGAUUGCCAUGCCAACGGUCUUGUCAGUGACGAUGGCCAUUGGCUCCCACCGCCUUUCGCAGCAAGGUGCCAUUACCAAGAGGAUGACGGCAAUUGAGGAGAUGGCUGGAAUGGAUGUCCUUUGCAGUGACAAGACCGGAACUCUCACUCUCAACAAGCUCACAGUAGACAAAAACAUGAUUGAGGUCUUUGUGAAGGAUGUGGACAAGGACGAUCUGAUUUUGCUUGGGGCAAGGGCUUCUAGAGUUGAGAAUCAGGAUGCUAUUGAUGCUUGUAUUGUCGGAAUGUUGGGCGACCCCAAGGAGGCAAGAGAAGGUAUUACUGAGGUCCACUUCUUGCCCUUUAACCCAGUGGACAAGCGCACAGCCAUAACUUACAUUGACUCUAAAGGCAAUUGGCACCGGGCCAGCAAAGGUGCACCAGAACAGAUCAUUGAGCUCUGCAAACUCCGGGGUGACACAAGCAAGAAAGCCAAUGCCAUUAUCAGCAAGUUCGCUGAACGUGGUCUUCGCUCUCUCGCUGUUGCUAGACAAACUGUGCCGGAAAAGACCAAGGAAAGUGCAGGAGGGCCAUGGCAGUUUGUUGGUCUGUUGCCUCUUUUUGAUCCUCCGAGGCAUGACAGCGCAGAGACCAUCAGGCGAGCCCUUGAUCUUGGUGUCAAUGUCAAGAUGAUCACCGGUGACCAGCUAGCCAUCGGAAAGGAGACUGGUCGCAGGCUCGGCAUGGGAACAAACAUGUAUCCUUCUUCUACUCUCCUUGGUGAAAGCAAGGAUGAAUCCACUGCUGGCGUCCCUGUUGAUGAGCUUAUUGAGAAGGCUGAUGGCUUUGCUGGUGUCUUCCCUGAGCACAAAUAUGAGAUUGUGAAGAAGCUGCAAGAGAAGAACCACAUAUGUGGUAUGACUGGAGAUGGUGUGAACGAUGCACCAGCUCUGAAGAAGGCAGACAUCGGGAUCGCUGUGGCCGACGCAACUGAUGCAGCCAGGAGCGCGUCAGACAUUGUCCUGACCGAGCCGGGAUUGAGUGUGAUUAUCAGCGCCGUGUUGACAAGCCGAGCCAUCUUCCAGAGAAUGAAGAACUACACUAUCUAUGCCGUUUCGAUAACCAUUCGAAUUGUGCUCGGAUUUUUGCUCCUUGCUCUCAUCUGGAAGUUUGAUUUCUCACCCUUUAUGGUCCUGAUCAUCGCCAUUCUCAAUGACGGCACGAUCAUGACUAUCUCCAAAGACAGAGUGAAGCCAUCUCCUCUUCCUGACUCAUGGAAGCUCAGAGAGAUCUUUGCCACCGGCACAGUUCUCGGAACGUACUUGGCUGUCAUGACUGUUGUUUUCUUCUGGCUCGCUCAGAGUUCCGACUUCUUCACGGUAGAAUCAAAUUACACGAAAAAAUUGCUUCGAAUUUUAGAAUGGAACUUGACAAAUUUUUACUCACUCAAAAAUUUGCAGGAAAGGUUUGGAGUAAAAUCUAUCAGGAACAGUGAAGCCGAACUCACUGCAGCUAUUUACCUUCAAGUGAGCAUUGUGAGUCAGGCUCUUAUCUUCGUUACGAGGUCUCGAAGCUGGUCUUACGUCGAACGCCCUGGUCUACUUCUAGUGGCUGCAUUCCUUGCAGCACAACUGAUGGCUACACUUAUUGCUGUGUAUGCAAAAUGGGAAUUCGCCAGAAUCCGCGGAAUUGGCUGGGGAUGGGCAGGAAUCAUAUGGGUUUACAGCAUCAUCUUCUACAUACCUUUGGACAUUCUCAAGUUCUUUAUCCGGUACGCAUUGAGUGGAAAAGCCUGGGAUAAUUUACUCCAGAACAAGACUGCUUUCACAACAAAGAAGGACUAUGGAAGGGAAGAGAGGGAAGCACAAUGGGCAAUGGCUCAUCGUACCUUGCAUGGGCUGCAGGCUCCACAAACAUCAGAUAUCUUUACUGAUAAGGCCACCAGCUACAGGGAACUGUCGGAAAUCGCUGAACAAGCUAAAAAGCGCGCCGAAGUUGCAAGGUUAAGGGAGCUUCACACACUCAAAGGGCACGUUGAAUCAGUUGUCAAGCUCAAGGGACUUGACAUUGACACCAUUCAGCAACACUACACUUGCUAAGCUGGUUU